UGGUGUUGGUCUAUUGCUGGCUGCGGCUUGUCAGGAAGGAGCUGGAGGGGAGAUAUGACCGGGGCUCCGGGAGAGGAGGAUGAAUGAGUGAUCCAAGGAUCCACUGAAAAUAAACCAAUGCAUUCCAAAAGCGAAGAAGACCACUCUCCUCUUCUCUUUAAAGAGAUCUGACUUGAUUGUAAUUCAGCUUCUUGAGCCCAUAUGUCACCAGCUCUUUGAGCUUUACCGUAGCUCUGAGAUUCGACUUAAGAGAUUUACCAUGCAAUUUUUGCCUGAGCUGAUGAGCGUUUAUCUGCGUCUCACUGCCAGCCGCGACCGGCAAAGCAAUGGGUGCAUUGAGGCACUUCUUUUGGGAAUUUACAAUUUGGAAAUUGCAGACAAAGAUGGAAACAAUAAGAUUUUAUCGUUUACUAUUCCUUCAUUGUCCAAGCCUUCAAUCUAUCACGAGCCCUCAUGUUUAGGAUCGAUGGCUUUGACAGAGGGAGCGUUGAGCCAACAUGAUCUGAUCAGAGUGGUUUACAGCGACCUUCACCCCCAGAGAGAAAACUUUACUGCACAGAACAGGUUUGAAAUAUUAAGUUUUCUAAUGCUGUGCUACAACUCUGCUAUAGUCUACAUGCCGCCAUCCUCUUAUCAGUCAUUAUGCAGGAUGGGCUCCAGGGUGUGUGUGAGUGGCUUUCCGCGGCAGCAUGAAAAACAAUGGGCCGAGAUGUGUGGUCGAAUUAUGCUGGAUCCUAGCUUCAUGGUGCAACUGCUCACUGGGGUGUACCAUGCCAUAUAUAAUGGAGAGUGGCAUCUUGGACAGGAAGUGCUUGAUGACAUAAUUUACCGUGCUCAGCUGGAGCUCUUCUCGCAGCCCCUAUUGGUUGCAAAUGCUAUGAAGAAUUCAUUACCAUUUGAUGCUCCAGACACGUCAAAACAGGGACAGAAGGUGCUAAAAGUUGAGGUGACACCUACCGUCCCUCGCAUUUCGCGAACUGCAAUCACCACAGCAUCAAUUAGACGGCACCGCUGGAGAAGAGAAGAUGGUUUUGACUUCACAAGCGUCUCGAAUCCAGGUUCCCCGAUCCUGAGCGUCAUCAAAGAUCUAGGGAUUUAUCGCGAGGGGGAUGUUCUUGUAUACAGGAGCCCUGAGACCAUCUCUCCGGCAACUACCAACGAGGGUCCUGAUGGUACAAUUGGAGGAGAAGACUCCAUUAAUCUUAAUGAUGCAGACGAGGGUUUUUCAUCUGGAGCCUCUGUAAGCAGUCAUCCUUUAGGAGCCAAACAAACGUCUCAGAGGAACAAUUCAAGGAAAAGCGGUAGUGUGCGUUCCAUUAAGGAAAAAGAGAUGACAACUCAAUCAAAGACUGUAGAAAACCCUUGGGAAGGCACACCGAGGAAGCAACACCUCCCACCAUUGGCCGAUGCAACACUUGAAGGGAUAGAGCUAUCACCUGUAAAGAAGCACCUUAGCCUUCCUGCUGGUGUGGUGCCAAAGGCCAAUAAUAUAAGUUUGAUCCGAACCUCCAGCACUUCAUCCAGUAAAUCAUUUGACUAUGUAAAUGGAAAUCAAGCUGGUGGCAGUGGAGGGAUAGAAGGUUCUACUAACCUCUCUGUCUGCAACACUAACAGAUUUUCAACUAUUAGCUUACAGGAAGACAAGCUAGGCCAUGGAGGAGAGGGUAAAGACCUCCUAUCUCCUGGUGCCCCAUUGACCAAACAAUCCCGGUCUCCAAGUUUCAAUAUGCAGUUAAUUUCCCAGGUGUAGUUGGCUCCCCACUCUCCUGUUUUUGCCCUCUCUUAGACAGAACUGUUUCUUUGCACUUGAACAAAAUCCGUACUGCAAUGUGAAAUAUAUUUUAGUUUUAUCUAUGUUCCUUAGUUAGAAUUCUGUGUUUUAUAGCAAGAGCAAUACAAACCUCUCCAUACUUUCCAUGUGCAAAGUAUUAAGAAAAAAAAUGCUUUUGUCAUUUCUUCCUUUUUAUUUGGGUGAUGUGCAAUCCAUUAUUAUCCUGUCAGUCCCAUUUCAACACUGUGAGUCUGCUCAGAAAAGAGGUCAGUGGAAAUAAAAAUCUUGUUUAUGGUUGUGGGAUUCUUAA
Messenger RNA from Bombina bombina (fire-bellied toad), 2081 nucleotides. Its product is annotated as hyccin 2. The record is from RefSeq and is a predicted model, not a curated record. Gene Ontology annotation, biological process: protein localization to plasma membrane; phosphatidylinositol phosphate biosynthetic process. Gene Ontology annotation, cellular component: plasma membrane. Lineage: Eukaryota; Metazoa; Chordata; Amphibia; Anura; Bombinatoridae.